AUGGCGAGUAACUCUUCAAAUGAGGAUGUUCCAAUCAUCUACAAUUAUCAAGAUCCUUCUUCAUUUAUUGCUUCAAUUCUCAUGAUCGUUAAUGGCUCAUUUGGAGUUGUUUGCAACAGUCUCAUAAUUUACAUUUUUUGCAAAGAAACCAAAGAAAGAACAGCUUUCAAUGUAAUAUGUAUGGUACGAGCAUUUGUCAACUUAUACAUUCUGAUUACAAAUCACUUGGGACUUUUUGUUCCGAUGACUUUAUCUGGAAAAGCAAUAGUGAGUAAGACUCUAGAGACUUGGGCAAUAUCAAUGUCAAACUCUUUGUAUAUGGCAAAUGAAUAUCUGACAGUGGUUAUAUCAGUUAAUCGAUUUAUUUCUUUAUUCUUUCCAUUGUAUUAUGUUAAACUUUGUGGAAUGAAACCAACUGUUGUAAUUUUGAUAGUGAUGUAUGCAUAUCGAAUUGGUGCAGUCGCCAAAGAAACUAUAAGUUUUACAGCAAUCAAUUGCUACAUCCUCUACUACGUCGAAUAUUUAUCUUGGCUCCCAGAUUUUUCCCCGCAAUGCUCUGGUAACAGCGGAAUUCUACUUUUCAUGGCUGUCAAUUUCGCUAUCGUGUCAGUGAUCAACGUGGCAACUUUUGCCAAAAUAUUCAAGUUUUACAAAAAUCAAAAUAAAACUGACAAGGAAUCACGAAAGCGAAUAAAAAAGAAUAUUUAUCUUUUCAUUCAAACAGUGCUCCAAGAUUCUCUCUACCUCAUUGACAUUUCGUUCACUUUUUACUUUAAUUCGUUCUACGACUAUCGGUUUUGGACGUUUUUCUGUGGAACCUUUGUAUGGCAAUCGUUACACUCACUGGAUGGAUUUAUCAUGAUAAUGUUCAAUGAGCGACUAUCCUUUCUCAAAAAACAGCUCUUUCAACCACUGGCGUCGAAAGUUUCUUUCGUUCGAGUUUCUCAAGUGCCAUCCAGAGUUCAUUCCAAUGCAUAAU
Molecule: messenger RNA, 979 nt
Organism: Caenorhabditis elegans
Lineage: Eukaryota; Metazoa; Nematoda; Chromadorea; Rhabditida; Rhabditidae
Gene: srx-85
Product: G-protein coupled receptors family 1 profile domain-containing protein
Exons: 5
Coding region: 1-978 (325 amino acids)
Biological process (GO): G protein-coupled receptor signaling pathway; signal transduction
Cellular component (GO): membrane
Molecular function (GO): G protein-coupled receptor activity
Source: RefSeq, marked reviewed